Molecule: messenger RNA, 1926 nt
Organism: Protopolystoma xenopodis
Lineage: Eukaryota; Metazoa; Platyhelminthes; Monogenea; Polystomatidea; Polystomatidae
Source: the annotation of a GenBank genome assembly
AUGGUUCCCACAAGUGGGCACAAAACUUUGGCCAAACAUGGAGCAAGAUUACGUAGCUCAGUUCUGUCGGCACAAAGACCGAGGGCGAACCAAGAAGACCUCGGCUUUCGUCAGAAUCAGUACCAUCUGUUGAUUGCCUUUGUUGCCAGUACAGCCUGCCUCCUUAUUUUGGGUUUACCACUCGGCUGGCUGUUGAUUCGACGGCGGGUCUGUCGAGUCUCCGGUCACAGGGAGCUAGAGACUCUGAUUUCUGAAAUUAACGUCUGUACAACUGGCAAAAUGAAGCCAUGGCAAUGGCCGCGGCCUUCACCCCUCGCAACAUCUGUUAUGUACUUCUUGACUCGAGUACCAGACGAUGAAGGCAACCCGAAACCAGAGGCUAGGGUGUCUGGAAACCUCGAGGAGAGCUAUUGUCCUCGUUACAACGUUUGCCUGGGUCCGUCUGGGGUACCAGCGGCUGGGCAUCAAGUGAGUCCUCAUAUAGAGGCGGCCUGCUGUCACCAGUUCAUCGAACCCGCCUUCAGCACGACGACUCGAAGUGUUAUGCUCCCCGGAGCCAUGUACAGAUGCCAUGGAUCUGAGCAGGGCUACAGGAGGCCGACCAGAGACGACAGAGUUGCCUGCCUCGGCGUUUGCUCAACGGCAUCUCAGUUAGGUGCCGAGCUGACAACAUGUCCCGAAUGUGGUCUGUGCUGCACCCAUCAACUUCCACAAGUGGCCGCCAACGCUUGCGAGUGUGCCAUGCAGUCUGCCAAUGGGAAGGGUCUCUGCAUGUACGGAGCUAGGAAGUUCGAGAAAAUCUACUGCCAUCGGAUGCCGGAGUACCCUUGUUGUGGUAAGUCCUACACACCUCCAACAGAGUCGGCGGUAGCUUCAGUCGUUAUCAAUAAUGGGGCCUUUACCGACCAGAACUGGCCAGAUUGGAGCAACACAAUCCAGGCCGACAAUAGGAAGUACACGAGUCGAGGGGAGAAACUAAACCCCUCCAGCCAACAGCAAGUCGAAGCUUGGCAGAAAAUUGAUGCCGAAUCUAGCGGCAUGCAUGUGUUGAGUUUUAGGAGUGGGGAGCUGGACAGUCGGUCGCAUCAAAUCGGCCACCGACCAGCCCAUCAUUUGGGCCAGUAUUCGCCUUCACCCCCCUCCGACGAGCCCAAACAGCGAAGGGUCACUUCCGUCUGGACACAUCGCCUGACCUCCGUUCAGAACCAGCUCAACGAGCUGUCACGUAUGCCGGCCAGUUUGAUGCCAGUCGGAACGGCGUCGAGCUGUGGCCGACUUCUCGGUUUCCACACGUGCAGUCGCGAGACCAUCGGCUGCAGCAGUGAUGCAAGCGAGUACAGGGCGGCCGGUAUCUCUUUCGACGACUCCAGGGCAUCGCCGGCUCCACCUCUGACCGUCUCGCCGCCUACUCUUGGAAGAAGUACGUCUGGGGGCAAAACCAGAGUGACUUGUCUCCAGGAGCAUCUGGGACCCGAGGUGACGGAGAAGACGGCCGUAGAGGUUGAGUCGGGGGGGGCAGACCUUUUCUGCGAUGAUGCCAUCAGCUGCUUCAGACUUCCUCCACCAUUGUUCCCCUCAUCAGCCGGCUUCCUUGCCACAUUCUACCACCAGCCAAUCACUCAGCCCCAAAGCCCCGCUAAACCAGCCUAUUUGGCCACAAAUCGUCCAAAUCGCCCGCUUCACAGAGAUCCUGAUGACGAGGAGAAAGCGCCCGGAUUGAGGACGGACUAUGUCGGCACGGCAACCAAAAUGCCUAUUUUCUUCAACCUACCUGGAGGCGCACGUCUGCCCUCGAGGUCGUUUUGUCUCGAGGACGAAGCCGAGGCAACUAAACGCUUCCUAAGAGUCGGUGUCGGCCUUAUUCCGAGUCGGCGGAGGAACUGGCCUACACACAAGCUCCAGAUUACAGAGACCGAUACUUUUUGA